Molecule: messenger RNA, 15577 nt
Organism: Harpia harpyja (harpy eagle)
Lineage: Eukaryota; Metazoa; Chordata; Aves; Accipitriformes; Accipitridae
Gene: MPRIP
Product: myosin phosphatase Rho interacting protein
Exons: 24
Coding region: 145-7488 (2447 amino acids)
Biological process (GO): actin filament organization
Cellular component (GO): actin cytoskeleton
Molecular function (GO): actin filament binding
Source: RefSeq, a predicted model, not a curated record
UUUUGGCUUUCCCCCCCCCGCGCUCCGCAGGCGCCAGGCGGGGGCCGCGGCCCGCGGUGGCGGCGAUGGGCGCGGUGGCGGUGAAGGCGGGCGGGCGCUCCGCGGGGCGCUGAGCGGGCGCUGGAACGGGAGCGGGGACGCGCCAUGGCCGCCAAGGACAACCCCUGCAGGAAGUUUCAGGCCAACAUCUUCAACAAGAGCAAGUGCCAGAACUGCUUCAAGCCCCGCGAGUCCCACCUGCUCAACGACGAGGACCUUAACCAGGCCAAACCCAUUUAUGGUGGCUGGCUGCUGCUGGCCCCGGAAGGAACGGACUUUGACAACCCCGUCCAUCGCUCCCGGAAAUGGCAGCGUCGGUUCUUCAUCCUCUACGAGCACGGGCUGCUGCGCUACGCCCUCGACGAGAUGCCGACAACCCUCCCGCAGGGCACCAUCAACAUGAACCAGUGCACGGAUGUGGUGGAUGGGGAGAGCCGGACAGGGCAGAAAUUCUCCUUGUGCAUCCUGACGCCGGAGAAGGAGCACUUCAUCCGGGCUGAGAACAAGGAGAUCAUCAGUGGGUGGCUGGAGAUGCUGAUAGUCUAUCCAAGGACGAACAAGCAGAAUCAGAAGAAGAAGAGGAAGGUAGAGCCCCCAACUCCCCAGGAGCCCGGUCCUGCUAAGAUGGCCGUGACCAGCAGCAACAUCCCCAGUGCGGAGAAGGUGCCUGCCACCAAGUCCACACUUUGGCAGGAAGAAAUGAGGGGCAAAGACCAAGCGGACGGGGGCAGUGGCAUCAGCCCAGCGCAGAGCCCAGUUCAAGGCCAGGCUGGGGCUACCAGCUCCCUGAAGGAUCCCAUGCUGGACAGCAAGGAAGACGAGAGCUCCAUGAACGGAGACCGGAUAGACUGUGGGCGGAAGACGCGUGUCGAGAGCGGGUACUUUUCCUUGGAGAAGACCAAGCAAGACUCGAAGCUGGAAGAGCAGCAGCUGCCGCCCCCUCCGAGCCCACCCAGUCCCAGCACCCCAAACAACAGGUACAGUUAUCCCAAAUCGCCCUCGCAGGAGCAUGCCCAGCCCUUUCCUUCCCCAGGUACCCGAUCAGGCGACCGAAUGAUUCACAGCUUCUCUCUGAACUCCUUGGACUCGAAGAGCAGUUGCCCCAUGCACAAGGACUCCAGCAGCAGAGAUGUAGGAAAGGGAGCUGAAAAAUCGGGGCGUCCCCUUUCUUUUAAAGCCAGCCGGCAGUACACCACCCUGGCCGACGUUCCCAAGGCCAUUAGGAUCAGUAAUCGUGAGGCCUUCCAGGUGGAGAGGAAGCGGCUAGAGCGGAGAACCCGGGCCCGUAGCCCUGGGAGAGAAGAAGUGGCCCGGCUCUUUGGCAGUGAGAGAAGGCGAUCCCAGGUAAUUGAAAAAUUUGAGGCAUUAGAUAUUGAGAACGCGGAGCACAUGGAAACGAAUGUGUCGGCUGGUGCUGCCCUUUCCAGUGAGACGCGGCAGGGCAGGAGCGAGAAGAGGGUUUUCCCACGGAAACGGGACUUCACUUGCGAAGGUGCCGCUGUGGGCUCCAUCCUGGAUGUGUCUGCGUCUCCUCUGUCCCCGCAUCGCCGGGCAAAGUCGCUGGACAGAAGGUCCACAGAGUCCUCUAUGACGCCCGACCUGCUGAACUUCAAGAAGGGCUGGUUGACAAAGCAGUAUGAGGACGGGCAGUGGAAGAAGCACUGGUUUGUGCUGACCGACCAGAGCCUGAGAUACUACCGGGAUUCGGUGGCGGAGGAGGCAGCUGACCUGGAUGGAGAAAUUGAUUUAUCCACGUGCUACGAUGUUACCGAGUACCCGGUUCAGCGAAACUACGGCUUCCAGAUCCAUACGAAGGAAGGGGAGUUCACCCUGUCCGCCAUGACAUCGGGCAUUCGCCGCAACUGGAUCCAGACCAUCAUGAAGCAUGUUCGCCCUACCACUGCUCCCGAUGUAACAAGCUCCCUGCCGGAAGAGAAAAGCAAAACAAGCUCUUCCUUCGAGACUGGUCCAAAGCCGAGCGAGAAGCCGGAUGCGGAGCAAGCUGAGCUGGACCCGGAGCAGAAGCGGAGCCGUGCCAGGGAGCGCCGGCGAGAAGGACGGUCCAAGACCUUUGACUGGGCUGAAUUUCGCCCCAUCCAGCAAGCCCUGGCGCAGGAGCGUGCAAACGCUGCAGACUCCUCCAAGAGCGGCUCUGCCGCCUUCCCCAGGGAUGCCAGUGCCACCGAUGCCGACCCGGGAGAGCUGGAGCGGGAGCGGGCCCGGCGGCGGGAAGAACGGCGCAAGCGCUUCGAGAUGAUCGAUGCCGUGGACGGGGCAGGGUCGGAAGAAGCACUGAGAAUGGAGGUGGACCGGAUCCUGCCCGUCCCGGCGGACAUCAAACCGCAGAACGUCCACGUGGAGAUCGAGCAGCGCUGGCACCAGGUGGAGACCACCCCGUUGCGGGAGGAGAAGCAGAUCCCCAUCGCGCCCCUGCACCUUGCCCACACCGAGGACCGGGAUGAGGGGCUGACAAAGCAGCACUUGACCACACUGCUGGAGAAGGAGCUGGAGCAGAAGCAGAAGGAGGCCCUAGAGCUCCUGGAGCAGAACCGGCACCUGCAGGACCAGCUGAAAGUGGCACUGGGCCGGGAGCAGAGCGCCCGGGAGGGCUACGUGUUGCAGACCGAGGUGGCCGCCUCGCCAUCAGGUGCCUGGCAGAGGCUCCACAAAGUCAACCAAGACCUCCAAAGUGAGCUGGAAGCCCAAUGCCAGCGUCAAGAGCUGAUCAAUCAGCAGAUUCAGUCGCUGAAGCGCAGCUACGCCGAGGCCAAGGACGUGAUCCGGCACCACGAAGCCGAGAUUCAGAGCCUGCAGGCGAGGCUCAGUAACGCGGCGGCCGAGCUCUCCAUCAAGGAGCAGACCCUGGCCAAGCUCAAGAGCGACCUGAGGAGCGAAAAAGAGAAAGCCAAAGAGCAGCUGGAGGAGUGGCAGCACGGCGAGGCCACGCUCAGCUCCCAGCUGAAGGCCAGCGAGCAGAAGCUGAAGAGCGCGGAGGCUCUGCUCCUGGAGAAGACCCAGGAGCUGCGGGACCUGGAGAUGCAGCAGGCUUUGCAGAGGGACCAUCAGAAAGAGGUGCAGCGGCUCCAAGACAGGAUCGCGGACCUGAGCAGGCAGCUGAAUGCUAGCGAGCAAACGCGGAUCCUCAUGGAGGAGAAGCUGCAGAAGAAUUACGAGGCUUUGCUGGAGAGCUGCGAGAGGGAGAAGCAGGUUUUAAUACGGAGUCUGAAGGAGGUGGAGGAUAAGGCCAACGAGUACGAGAACCAGCUGCAAAAUAGAGAGCAGCAAAUGGAGAUCCUACAGAAGGAGAAACUGAGUGCAAAGUUUGAAGGCAGCGAGCUUGUCCACCAGCUGGAGGAGCAGCUGGUGAUGAAGGAGGCCAGCAUCCAGAAACUCGCAGAGCACAUCAAGGAGCUCGAAAGAGAGAGAGAUCAGAUCAAAUGUCGGUUCCACGAGCUCAUGAAUCAGGUUGCCGAGUCAGACAAUGAAGUUGCAAAGCUGCAGGCGAAGUUGAAAAUGGAAGAGACCAACUAUCACAAUCUGGAGCAAUCAUUCGAGGAGGUGUCGGAUCAGUUCCAGGGCGUGCAGAAGGUGCUGAAAGAAAAAGAAGAAGAGCUGAGACACGUUAAGGAAAUGCACUUGAGAAUUGUGGAGAAGAAAGAUCAAGAUCUCAGUGAGGCUUUGGUUAAAAUGGUUGCUUUAGAUAGCAGUUUAGAGGAGACUAAAAUAAAGCUAAAGGCCAAGGAGGAGGCUUUAAAGAAAUUAGCUGGUGUCGGCACAAGUCCAAGUACUGAGGAGGCAGAAGACCAUGGCCCCAGUCUCGAGGCUGACGAAAGUCAUCCAUCCCAGCUGGGGCAGCCUCUGCAAACUCAGGAUGUCCUCCCAGCUCUGACUUGCGCACUGAAGGAGGAGGAGGAGGAGGAGGAGGUUCUUGAGACCAGCCAGAGGCAAGCGGAGGAAUUCGGCUCCCCAUCCAAAGCUGUAGAGCUCCAGGACCAAGAGCUGGUUCAGAAAGCCUUAGCAAAGCCUGAUGUAGGAAUCAUGGGGGCCAAGAGGCAAAGAAUCCGUUUCUCGAGCAUCCAGUGCCAAAAAUACAUCCAUCCGGACGGAUCAGAGAAAAACUGGACAAGCAGUACCUCUUCAGACACGAGCCAAGACAGAUCGCUGUCUGAAGAAAGCAUGUCAUCAGAGCCAGCUCUUGGUUACCCAUCAUCAGGAGCAAGCGACUCUGAGACCUAUCUCUCAAUCAUCCAUUCCCUGGAAACUAAACUUUAUAUUACAGAGGAAAAACUCAAAGAUGUAACGAUGAAGCUUGAAAGCCAGCACGGCCAUAAUCAGGAGACACUCAUCGCCCUCCACCAUCAAUGGGCCAGCACAGAGUCUCAGCUGCGGGAACAACUUCAGACCAGCUUAUCCCAAGUCAGUGCUUUGAUCUCACAGCUGGAGACUGAGAGGCAGGAAAAGUUCAAGCUCAUAGAAAAUCAUGUUAGCGAGCUGGGAGGUUUCCAAAUGAAAAAUGAUCAAGCGCUGACUUGCUUAGAGAAGUGCAGGGAGCAACUAAGAUCUUUGCCCAAAUCAGACAAAGAAAAAGAGGGUGAUUUGUUCCUUGUUACUCUGUCCAGCAUGGAAACAACCUUAUCAAACGCAAUCCAAGCCUUGAGAGGGACGCCAGUCCCCUCGGAGUAUCAGCAGAGUGAAAGCCUUAUCGUGGAAAGCCCCGCUCCAGAAGGAGGUUUUUUGGGAGAAGAGGAGCACGUCUCCAAGGAGCAGCGAGUGGAAAUGUUUGACGCCAGCCAGCUGAGAUGGCUUUCUGAGAGAGUGGCAUUUGAGGCCUCUCUCAUCAACCAAAUAGCGGAGUCUUUGAAAAAUGCAAGCUCUGAGAUAUCUCGGCUUCUGAGAGAGAUCCAGGGAACGGCUGAGGUGGUUUUGUUGGAGCCGGCAAAUGUUUCUCAUACAGCCAUUGAUUUGGCCAGCGUCCUAUCUAAGAAGCUGCUGCUGGAAGGGGAGUUCUGGAGCCAGGUGGAGGAGCUGAGAGUGCACUUGAGCACCAGAGAAGGAGAAGCCGAGGGCAAAACACAAACAACAGGUUUGGGCUUUUCUCCCUGUUCUCUCAGUGCUGUAGCAGACGCUACAUUGAUCAAGGCAGAACUUGGGUUUGUCGCACAGAAAAUGAGAGAAUCUUUUCAUCAGAGAUUAAAAACAAUCGAAGAAGACCUCCAUAAUACCAAAACAGCUCUCCAGCAGCAUAAAUGCAUGUUGGAGGAGAUCAUCAAAGCGUACAGGACUCCUGAUUUUGACAGAGUUAUGCACCAGAUUUCUGAAGCACUUGAAAUUCAAAAAGAUGCUUCAGAAAGAACCCAAACCUCCUGGGACGGGAGCUGUCUCCAAAUGGUGCCGUGUCAGGAAUUAGCCAAGGUGGAGGAGAUGGGCAGCCUGCCAGACCAUAGUAGUGAAGCUCUUGUUUCCAUUCAGGAAGAUCUUGCCCAACAACUAAAGGACAAAUCAAAUGUUCUGAAGGAGAUAUCUGUUGCCUUACUCUCUCUGCCUCCUGAGGAGGCAAUGAGAGACUGUCAGAAGCUCCUGAAGAUAUCUCAGAGUCUUUCAUAUCAUUCGUGCAUGGGAGACCUUGAACGGUAUUCUUCUUUGUUAGUCCACGAUGCAAUUGUUCAGGCUCAGGUUUGUUAUGCCGCUUGCAAAGUCCGACUGGAGUACGAGAGAGAGAUGAAGUCCUACAAGGAGUCCUUACAGAGCAUGGACGCGCUUUGCCAAGAGCGCGUGAAGACGGUCUCUCUCCUUCGGGACGAGUACGAAGACUUGCUUAGAAAGCAGCAGGGUGAGUAUGGCGAGGUGAUCGCCAUGCUUGAAAGGGAGAACGCCGAUCUCAAAGCAAAGGUGUCCCAGCUUGACAGUCAGCGAAGGCUCUUGGAGGAAGAAGAGCGUAAACACAGCAAGAGCUUGAGUGAAUUACAGGGACGGUACGAGGAGGAGAUUCGAAACGUGAUAGAGCAACUCAACAGGACAGAGGAUGCUCUGAAGGCCGAGAGGACGGAGGGCCUCAACCAGCUGGAUGCCAUUGUCCGUGACAAGCAGAACAUGGAGCGGUAUCACCUGGAGCAGAUGCAAAUGCUGGAGGACAAGUUCCAAGCCAAGAUCAAGGAGCUGCAGGUCAUCCAUGGCGAGGAGCUGCAGGCGCUGCAGGAGCACUACAGCCAGAACCUGCAGCGUCUGCAGGAGACCCUCGACGAGUACCAGAGGCAGCACCCGGAGGCGUCCCCCGCGGCGGGUCCGGGCGGUGGGGACGCCUGGGCGGACGGUGAGGCGGGUGGCACCGGGCAGGGCCCCGGCGAUGACCCGGACUCCAUGCACGGCCUGAGGGAACGCAUCCAGGAGCUGGAGGCCCAGAUGAACGUCAUGAGGGACGAGCUGGAGAACAAGCAUCUGGAGGGGAACGCGUCCACCUUGAGGGAAAAGUACCAGAAAGACUUUGAAAACUUAAAGGCAACAUGUGAAAGGGGCUUUGCAGCCAUGGAGGAGACACACCAGAAGAAGAUCGAGGACCUGCAGCGGCAGCACCAGCGGGAGCUGGAGAAGCUGCGGGAGGAGAAAGACCGCCUGCUGGCAGAAGAAACGGCUGCCACCAUUUCAGCCAUCGAAGCCAUGAAGAACGCGCACCGGGAAGAGUUGGAGCGAGAGCUGGAGAAGUCCCAGCGCUCCCAGAUCAGCAGCGUCAAUGCCGACAUCGAGGCCCUCCGAAGGCAAUACCUGGAGGAGCUGCAGUCGGUGCAGCGGGAGCUGGAGGUGCUUUCGGAGCAGUAUUCGCAGAAAUGUUUGGAGAACGCCCACCUGGCGCAGGCGCUGGAGGCUGAGAGGCAGGCCCUCCGCCAGUGCCAGCGGGAGAACCAGGAGCUCAACGCCCACAACCAGGAGCUGAAUAACCGCCUGGCUGCGGAGAUCACGCGAUUGCGGACCCUGCUGACCGGGGAGGGUGGGGGAGAGGCUGCUGGAUCGCCUCUCACGCAGGGCAAGGACGCCUAUGAGCUGGAGGUCCUGCUGCGGGUCAAAGAAUCAGAAAUCCAGUACCUGAAGCAGGAGAUCAGCUCCCUCAAAGACGAGCUGCAGACAGCACUGAGGGAUAAGAAAUACGCCAGCGACAAGUACAAAGACAUCUACACGGAGCUGAGCAUCGUGAAGGCCAAGGCAGACUGUGAUAUCAGCAGGUUGAAAGAGCAGCUGAAAGCAGCCACAGAAGCUCAGGGAGAGAAAUCCCCUGUGAACACCACUGUAUCAGGAUAUGAUAUUAUGAAAUCAAAAAGCAACCCUGAUUUCUUGAAGAAAGACAGAUCCAGUGUUAGCCGGCAACUAAGGAAUAUCAGGUCAAAGAGUCUGAAGGAAGGCCUGACUGUGCAAGAACGCCUGAAGCUUUUUGAAUCCAGGGACUUGAAGAAAGACUAGUUCUCCCCGCUCCGCUUGACCACGCGCACCUCCCAGCUUGAGGCAGCACAGCACCAGCACCGUUUGUCUCUCGUUCCUUACGACUGUCCUCGCUGUCGUUCGUCUUGACCCCCCCGCCGGGACCCGGCGCCGCGGUGGCGGUGCCCCCCGCCGCCCCCUCGCCUCCCCAGCUCCUUUCCCUGCUUGUGAGACGCUCCAGAGACUGAGAGGGAGAGGAAGGGAUCGGGGUGGGGGUUUUUUUCCCCCUCUCUUCAGCGCUUUGUAGGAGAAUCCUUCCUUUACUGUAAACCAUUACACUAAGUGUCAGUAUUAAGGCUCAGUAGCCUGUUAAUAAGCUAGCUCUGUCGUACCAACCGUUUUGGUAUGCAAGCAGGGCCUGGGUGGUAUCUGCCAUACCUAGCUCUCACUGCUGUCAAGAGACCCAGUGCUCAGAGCACACCAGGAGCCUAAUCUAACCAUUGAUCUCGAUUGCAUUACUUGCACCUACAAGGGGGGGAAAGCCUGGGGGAAGCUGUCGGGGAGCGCAAGUCCGUGCCGGCGUACGCAGCCUGGAGGUACAACACUGACAUCUCGCUGGAGAAGGAUGCAAGAAAUGAUUCUCGUGCCCCGUGACUGUGCCGUAUCCUGAAUGUAGGCAAUACCGAAGCCCAGCGAGCUUUGGUGGCUGCCCAGGUGGUUAUGGAUAGGGAGCUGCAGAUACUCACGUGCACCGUCGAGUCCGCCCCAUCGGCGUGUCUUUGCCUCCCGUCUCGCUGGUGGUCGGAGUCGGUGUUUCGGGGGCCGAGCUGUAAGAUCACUUUCUUGCCUCUGUUAGAUCAAGCCCAGCACUCUCUUUUUUUUGCUGUUACUCCCUUCCUCUCAUUGAGUCCCGUGUAUCCCAGGGUCUGUGCGCAUGUGAAACUCCCUUUUCCUAGUCAAAGGAAAGUAGAGUAGAAAGUAGAGCCAAUAUUGACUGAAAAUGCACAGUGCUCAAUGCAUAUAAUGCUCCUUUUUUAUCAGCUUCUUGAAUUCAACUCUUCUUGUCAGCAGGGCAGCUCCUAUUUUAAUUCUUUAAUCUUUUCCUGAAAUAAAAAUCUCAAAACCAGUAUGUGCUUCAGACCUUCUCAGUCCUAAUAGCUUUUGUAUUUAAAGCAUACAAUUUAGCACCGUGAAGCCGAUAAACAGAUACAAACUAAAAGUGAGUUGAGGGAGCUGGUAGCACUAGAUACAGCACACGGCCAGCCGAGCAGAGGCUGUCUUCCUAGAAGAAGCUUACGCUGCUUUGCAGCGGGGCUGCCCAGGCACGGUGGCUUCAUCCUGGGCUAAAUUUCAAGAUGCCACCUGUAAAGACCCCAGGUCCUGCCUCACCGAUCGCCCUGGCCGGGAGCAGGGCUGGAGCAGCGCUCUGUCAUGUUGGCUUCCCAGCCCCGUUCUCGCCGAGCGACCCGCAUCACAUCGGGCUGGGCUGUUCAAGAUACGCCCUGGCCUUCACGUGGAGCAAAGCUUUCUCUUGUCUUUCGGGCCCUUAACACGUGGUGGAAGCAGGCAGCUCUGUGUGCUUUCAUGGCUGAUUUGGGGUCCGUUAGGCGGGCGGUACAAGUGCAGCCGUCAAGAGCAAAUUCUGGCUGCAGGUCUGAAGCGGUGAGCACCGCGGGGCUGGUGACAGCCAUCUCCAAUCCUGCCAGGUUGGACCGCGGUGGCUGCCGGAGAGUUCGCCCUCAUCCUCCCGCUUGGAGCAGCAAGUCUCUUGUUUCAGCCACCAGACCCUCAGCAGGAGAUGGAGUCAUCUAACCAUGGCAUGAAUCGGGCUCUGGUCCAGCUUGUGUGGCCUUGCCAUGGCCAAGUGCUCGGCUUGACACCUCCCGGGGUACUCAUGGCAGCGCUCCGGUUGUGCCCAUAGGAGCCCCACUUGUCCCCAGCCAAGAUGCCGGGGCCGUCCGGUGGGCAGAGCAUGUAUGGGGAUGCUCUCCCACUGUGAUGCUCUGUAAUCAGGGUGUACAUGGAAGUCCUGGAGCUAGGAGCAGGGUAGGAAAGAUGCUCAACCACUUGGAUACGAAGGCUUUUCCCUCGUCAGCAGGCACGUGCCCUUUAAGAUGUUUUGAUGUGCAGCCACUUGCCUAAUCUGAGCUCACCAUCGCGCUUUCCAUAACCUGAGCGUUGGACGACCCAGGAGCCUUCCCAGCCGUGAUGCACCUGGACUGCCUCUCCGAUCAGCCAUUCCCGGGAAUCUCUGUGCUGCUCCUUGCGUUGUGUUUGCUUUCACCCAUCAGUCAGCAGCUGCCUUAGUCCUCCUCCCGUCCCACCGUGGAGGAACGUGGCCUGUGCACCCAAAUCAGCUUGCCAUCACCUUCUCGCCUGCAUGAUGGGAGUCCAAACUGGGGAGCCCCAAAGUGGAAAUGGGCACCUUAGGGCUGUUUUGGGGCUGUGGAAAUAACUGCACUCACCACGCUGAGCUAGCUAAUGGCCAUCUGAAGCAGACUGUUGAUGAUAAACCCAUGUAUGUCGGUAACACUUAGCAGUGGCUUUUUAGAGCCAUGGCAUGGGGUCCUGCUUCCCUUCCAGCUGAGGAGAUCCAGAUGCAGCUCUCCCUGGUUGUAGCACUUCCCAAAUUCAGCCUUCUCCAGGUCAAGUGUGCAUGCAGUGUACUUAGAAGGCCACUUUUGGAAGAAGAGGGUCCUUUCUCACUAGUCGUGUGCGGGAUUUCUCUCUUUCCCUGCCGGCAUCUUGCACUUGACUGAAGUGAGAGGUCUGGGUCUCUGGUAUAACCUCACAGUUGGGUGAAGGGUGCGUGUUCAGGUCCCCAUGCUCACCGCAGCUGGGAACGUGACACUUCAGUGGCAUCUACGAGCAGUUAAAGGCAGUCUUUAAGUUAAAGCAGGGACACCAACGCCUGCCAAGCAGGGUAGACUGCAGGACCAGCAGAGAUGUCAGUGCUGUGGCCCAGGUUCAUUUAAAUUCGGGCUAUUACUUGGGUGGGAAGGUGACUCCAUCCACUGUGUUUUGUAUAUUGUAUACGCCUUUCUGACCGUGUCAGGAGGUGGUCGCCUGGCCCAGGUGCCUGGCUUGGUCCCAUCCAAAGUCAUCUGUCCAGCUCUCAGCAGGGAUAACCUUUACACUUCAUCCCUGGCUGCUCCGGGUCCGUGCUGAGCUCUGCUCUCUAGCAGCUGUGAUCUCCUGGCAGAGACCUUGGGACACACCAUUAGGACGGCACGUAGGCCUUGUCAUUGUCAUUGCUCUUCCCUUACAAGAUGUCACUGGUUCCAGGAGGACACCCUCCUCCUCCUCUUCUCUCAAGACAUAUGGUAGGACUUUGUCCUUUUUAUUCAACUGAGCAGAACAUGCGCUGGUCUCCUUCUCACCAUGUGGACCCUGACCUUUCUUACGUCCCCUAGCAAAUCUUGCUUUUUCUUUGCAUACUUCAUUUGCUCAGGAGCACUUAUUUUAAGCGUGAGGACUAGAAGUUAUGUACCUUGCUACUUGCAUUGGCACACGGUGGUGUAGAGAACGCAAGACGGACCCUUUCUGAUACAGGAUCAUGCCACUGAGCAUCUUGAGGCUCCCCACAGAGGGAUGUUCUCUGCUGUACGCUUGCUCAUACCAAGAAAUCCUCUCUUGCAGCUUAGUGUCCUGCCUGGGACUAGGUAUUGAGCCUGACAAGUAAGAGCCCUUGAUUUCUUUGCCAGUGCUCCUGCUUCGAGCCUUGUUUUCUUAACAUAGAGAACAGCUGGGUAAGUGCAGGGCACACACAGAGUGAUCAGGUGGGGAUCAUCCCCAGUUUUUGACUCAGCAUGUGUAAACACAUUAAUAGGAUUUUUUUUUUAAAAAAGGAAUGAGGAUGGGCAGAAGGGCACUGCAGCGUGUUGGCAAAGGUGGCAGCACUUUGGUGGUGGAUAGUGCAGGAAGGCAGAAGAAGGUGCAAGAAAAAUGCAGUGGCACAGGGAGCCGUGCAAAGCAUAUGGGUACUGAAGACAAGGAGGGUUCAGAGAUGUGCUUUCUGCUUGUGCUUGAGCCCUAAAUUGCCCUGUGAAGAGAGGUUGUGGGGGGAGCAUUCUUAUUUAUACACAUCUAAAAUAUACUGAUGUUUAGUGUGUGUGUGGGAGUCACCCAAGAACACUUGGACAGCUCUUGCUCCUUUCCCAUAGACAUGCCCAUACACUAAGCAAGAGAUCAUAUAUAACGUCUGGGCCACUCGUGUCAAUUCUUCACCCGAGGCAACGCACACGGUGUUUUGCAUCUCUCCGGUGAGGCACUGCCAGGGAUCCAGCACCAGCUGGAAUGAAGCUGCAUUUUGUUCUCCUCUCUUUCCUCUAGUUUGCUUUUACCUUAUUGUACAGAAAACGUCAGUCCUCGCAUCACCCCUCCUCCCCUUUUACGGACUCCCUGAAACAGCUGUAGAAGGAUUUGAAUUGAGGUUUGCUAGGACUUCUGUAGGAACAGGAUCAGACCUGGGGCAUCAGCUGCUCAGAGGUUUGCUGUUGGGGAGCUUUUAUUUAAUACAUAUGGGCCAGCUUCUCUGGACCUUCAAAUAGCUGAGAAAAGCAAAACAGGCAGGUUUGCUGGGAAAAAAACCCUGGCACUAACUACAGGUAUAGCUGAAAUAAAAUGUGUUAGAUGGCAGGAGGACAGCCGCAGGGAAUACAGCAAUGCCUAACAAGCCUCAUCAAUUAAUCUUACUGCUGAAUUUCAUGGGUUUAAAAUACUUAUCGCUAACCAAAGGGGUGUUUUAUGAACAUGGUGGUGGUCUCGUAUGCUGUAGCUUGUAGGAGCAGCCAUCUUCCACUGGGGAGUUAGGCUCCUUGGAAAAUUAAAACAGAGAACCUGGCUCUGCUGUACAGAAGGUGCAUCAGGGGCUGAGCCGCGACUUCUUGGCAUCAUCAGGACCAACCUCACCCUUUGAGGCAGCACUUCAGCAGGUGGGAACGCUGUAUACGAUGUCUUACGGCGGUAGCUCUGUGUUCUGGUGGUCACAAAGAAGAGGAGGAGGAGGAAGAGGGAAGAUGCUGUGGUAUGCAGACAGCUGUUCGUAACUACUGCUGCAGGCUGUGCUCCAGGCUUUGGGUUCUGCUCUGCUUGUAUCUAAGCAAGAGGCAGUACAUUACCUGCCUUUACACUAAAGAAAGAGAGAGAACCUGCAGCACCAAUAAACAGCUGAAAACUGAAAUAUCUCUGCAGAGAACAGUACUUUGGGGGGGGGGGAGAAAGCCAGCUGGAAAGCCUUUUACUGAUAGCAAUGCUCCUUAGUUAUCCUAUUGCUUCUUCCUGCUCCAGGCUUCACCCAUCUUUCAACAUAAAUCACUGGCUAUUUAAAUUAGAAAGUGUGUGGAGAGGGAGGGAAAAAAUACAAGGAGGAGAGGGCAAGCUCCCUGCGUGCUCCGGAGGCUUUCGAAGUCCAGCUGCAUCGUCCUGCUGCCCAGCGCGGUAGCUUGGCAUGACCCUGGCCACGGGCUUCGCCUUUUGGUGUGGUCCUGGUGCCUGCUGUGCACAGCGGAGAGAGACCUUGUAGGUAUACUGCUUCAGGUGCUCGCCAGGGCACCGUAUAUACGCUGCGUGACACGUGAAAUGCAAGCUGCUGCGUUUUACACAGUUCGACACUAUUGAUAGUACUGAAAUGUGAGGUCUAGGAAAAGUCAAGUGCAAUGAAGGUGCAGACACAGACGCCUUCUAAUUGGCUCCAAGUAAUUUUUUGUUUUCCUGCGUAAAAAUUUUCGUACCAUUUGCACCGUUUCCUCCAAGUCCUUCUUUAAAUGUGACCUUUUCUUUGCUCACAUAUAAAAAAAAAGAAGCAAAUUGUGUUCAUUUGCUUCAAAACUAGAAUUGUGUGCUGACUUGCAAACCAGAAGUCUUUUUUUUUUUCUGUAACAGAGGUGGACUGGACUGCAUUAAUAGUGCUGCUCCCAGCAUUGUAAAAUCUCUCUUUUAUACCAACUCUAUACGUGAUUGCACUUCCACUAGACCUUUGCAUUUUUUUCAUGGUCGGAUGCAGUACUUCUUAGUUUGUUGUGAACACUUAAGCACAUGCACGCUUGGUGUAGCUUGCCUUUCCUCUGUAAUUUUUUUCCAUUUUUGUAGAAAAAAAAGCUUUGUUAUUCUUCUCUUUUAAAAAAAGUAAUUUAAAACCUGUAUAGUAUUCAAAGCACGCAAUGUAAAUAUUUAUUACUCAGAAAUUAGUGGAGGGUUCUCCUUUGUGACUAAGUUGUGGUUUUGAUUUUUAAAUCUUGUUCUAACACAGACGUCCCAUGCGCGGAUUGGGAGAAGAGCGCCGAGUGUAAUGUGUCCAACCCACUCCCUCUGCCCUGAUAAACUGUUUUGUUUGGUUUUGAUGACUGUUAUAAAUAUCUUUUCAAACCUUUUCUGCUGACCUGUACCUUUAGUUUUGAAGAUACCUGUCCAAAGAUUGUGUAUAGUCUGUUUGAGAACUGUAACCUUACUGCGCUAUAAACUUGGGGUUGGUUUUUUCCAUUCAGAGAACUCAGUAAUCUUGUAUUCGAUAGUGGCAUUAACACCAUGCACGUGCAAACUGUUGUUAUACAGCGCAGCAGCAGCUACUCGGUUGCAGUGAGCGCAGCGAGCCCCUGGGUCUGGGAGGCACUGGUGUAAUGCUGUAACUCGCUUGCACCGCACAUUCAAGAUGCUCUUGGACUUUACAAGAGACCGAGAGACCCCGCUGCACAGACACGCAUCCUACAGCAGCACGGACGUGUACUGUAACUUACGGUAUGUAAGUUUAAACAUAACUUUCAGUACAACGUAGUUACUACUGAGUUGUACUUAUGUGAUCCUGUGGCACAAACCAUUUCUUACAAGAGGAUGCAAAUGUACUGAUGCAGGAACAGGGAGCACCAGGCUGGAAACAAGGCAGGCAUCAGCCCUGCCUCAGUUUGAGACUACUAAAAGGAACCGAGGGUGUGGGAUUUACUAGCAGAAACCUGAUGAGCUGGACAAGUUGGUACCAACUGAACUAAGCCAGCUGGCCAUGAACUCGUAAAUAAUGAGUGCAAUUACAAGUAUUUUCUUCAUGCUUUCUUCACAUGCUGCCUGUGUGCAGGAUUGACAAGAACACUCACUCUUUGUUCUAAACUAGAGACAGCAAAGUACAUUGUAAAAUACUAAAGGCUAUGGUAAGUAGAAAGCAGAUAUGAAUGUGCAGUCUUUGAUCUGUGUCCACCCUCCUGGAGUUCUGGAUGACUUGGGAGAUUUUAAAGAAUCAUUUAUUUGAAAGGAUGAAGUUUUGGAGAGAGAGAAGGAAUCUCUGCAAGUCUGUGGGUAGUAUCUGAAAUGGCACUGGCCAUUCAGGUGCUAACGGUCAGUCUUCCUCCAUUGUCCUAACAAGAACAGAAAGCUUGCCUUAGUUCUGUCUGAGCACAUCUUUAACUGACAACUGACCCAUAACCGAAGAGUACUCGUUCUGCAUUAAAACCACGCACGCACCAUGUUCUUACCACGUGUACUCUGCCAACGACCCAAAGGAACUGUGAGUAAUGAGGAUCCAAGAGUAACUUCCCAGUUUCUGCGACGACGGAACGCAGCAGCCAGCCCUCCGCCUCCGACCUGUGGAUGUGGCCGAGGGGAAAAGCGGCGGUGGAGCAGGGAGAGCGGUACCCAGGCAGCACUGGGAUGCUGCAGCCUCACGGCUACUGGAAAUCCCUGCGGCUCAAACCCAGGAAUGGUCACAGCGGGACAGUGGGGUGGGAGGAGGAAGCACAGUUGUCCUCAAGCCCUGUCCAUCCAUAGGGCAGAACAGCCUCUUCUAAGAGGCAUUUUCCACACGGAUUAGUCCGGGAAAUAAUGUCUCGCGCGUGAUAUUUUCCCUCUGCAAAGGGGAAUGGGUGUUGGAGGCUCCAGUUUCUCCGUAUGUGUGAGUUCCUCUGUCCUUCCCUUCUCCCUUCCACUCCAGUUUGUUUCAAUGCUUUUUUAAGAGCCACUGUUCCCAAUCAAUCAACUGCUCACCGUAAUAGAAAUGUCACUUUUUCUCACAGUAUUUAUUCCUUACAAAAUCUCAUGUGACAUGCUAGGUUCCCAUGGAUGUAGCUGAUCAUUUUUAUUUUGUAAAUAUAAUUACCUAACUUUACAUUAACUAUAUCGUAAUAAACUAUUUUUGCACCACCCUUUG